GGGUUCCACAUCCUGCACAGCAUGAGGCCCGCUUCAAACACAGAUCUGAUCCCUGAGGAGUGCCGGACCAUGCUGCAGGACUUCAGUCUGUAUGUGUUAGUGGUCACUGCACAUGCUCAGUGGGACAAUGUGUUGUGCAGGAGUUUGGGUUCCGCUCUGAAAGAUAAGUGUCUCACGGUCGUGAAUCAGCCGUCAUCUGAGCAUGAUGGAGAUGUGAUGAUGUCAGAGACCAUGAAGCACUUCCUGCUGCUGUCCCCCCCUCUCCUGUCAUCUGUGUGUGGCCUUCACUCAAACAGUAUGGCCUCAGCUUCAGUACGGCUCUCCCCCCCCAGGCUCACUUUGCAGAGCCAGACCGUUAGCUUGCUGUUAGCCACCGUGCAGCUGUCUACAGUGUGGGUCAUGUCCAAGGCUUACCAGUUCCUGUCCUCAUGGAGCCUCAACAAGUUCCUACUCAUCUCACAGGGAGACCUCAAGGUGCUCUCAGAGUCAUUGGAGAUGAUGCUGCAUCAGACUAAAUCCCUGAUGAUACAUUUAGAUAGUAACCAAAGUUCCAGUGUCCACCCCCACAGCCAGCUCCUGCUGCGGCGGCGCCUGGGAGCGCUGGACGGAGCGGUGUCCGAGCUGCAGACCUUCUCCUCCCUGCUGCUGCACACCUUCUCCAGUGACUGCAAGAGGAUGUCAGGGGAGAUCUUUGAGCAGACCAUGCCCUCUGCUGGACACUGGAGACCCAGCCUCAGGACAGGUUUUCCCAGCAGCCCCAGUGAAUAUGUGUCUCUGGCAGCUCAGACUGUGAUUGGCCAGGUUUUAGAGGGCGUGGCUCCACUGUCCGAGGAUGCCCGUGUCCAGGCUCUGAGCAUCACAACCACAGCUUUCAUGGAGGCCUGGAUGGAGCACAUCCUGAAACAGAGGAUCAAAUUCAGUGUGCAGGGGGCUCUCCAGCUGAAGCAGGACUUUGAUUCCAUCAGAGAGUUGAUCCAGUCUGACAGAUACGGUCUGUCAGCAGAACUCCACCAGCGCCUGCUCAGCCUCCGGGUGUUCCAGCAGGUGGACUCAGCCGUGAUGUGCCUGCUCCAGCAGCCGCAGGCCAAACCGUACCUGAGGCCCCGAGCCUGGGAACCGUUCACUCGCUGCUGCCCGGCCAGCAGCAGAGACAGCAUGGACGCAGCAGGCGGGAGCAGUAUCACAAACCUGAGGAGCAUGGAGGGGGAGGAGCUGACUCCGUGUGAUCCUUCAGUGGUGACCUCUGACCUCCCUCCUCUGAACCUCUCCUCCCCUGGAGAGCCCUACCUCGCCCCCAGUGCUGCUCUGGGUGCUGCUCAGAGGGAGUGGCUGGAGCUGAGGAUCCACAGCAGCACCCCCCGCUGGAGGCUGCCGGGACUGCACUGCCUCUGGAAGUCUGAACCCUGACCACACACUCACACACACGGCUCUUUGGAAUCAAAGUCGUAGUUUGAUGUAUUCAGUACAAACAUUUUAUUUUGGUUGUGAAUAUGUUUUGCAAAUAAGAAUGUGAAAACCCCCAUGUAUUAUUUUUAAUAAUGUAAAGAAGAUUUCAUAAUUUCUUUUAAAAUAUAUAAGAUAUUUGUUUUUACCACUUUUCAGCAAACAUAUUUUUUUAUUUGUGAAUAAAACAUUUUUUAUUCAAUA
Messenger RNA from Gymnodraco acuticeps, 1647 nucleotides. RefSeq names its product coiled-coil domain containing 142 (gene ccdc142). The record is from RefSeq and is a predicted model, not a curated record. NCBI's taxonomy places the organism in Eukaryota, Metazoa, Chordata, Actinopteri, Perciformes, Bathydraconidae.